Messenger RNA from Schistocerca serialis cubense, 3153 nucleotides. RefSeq lists its product as uncharacterized. The transcript has 3 exons. The record is from RefSeq and is a predicted model, not a curated record. Bases 16 to 603 code for a protein of 195 amino acids. Lineage: Eukaryota; Metazoa; Arthropoda; Insecta; Orthoptera; Acrididae.
UUUUUUUCCACGCUCAUGUUUUAUGUUAUUAUAUUUAUGCUUAUUUUUCUAGUUCUGUUUUGUAUUGAUCUUGCAAAUCUCACUUACAUAAGUGGACACACUAGUCAGGCCAUUUCUCACACAUUUUUGGUUAUCUACUUCAGUUCCCUGCCUCAUUGGCUCCUACAUAAGCUGCUUCCACUGCCACUGUCAGCUAGCUUCCUGGCCGGCUACACUAGUCACUGCCAUGUUGUACUGUUGACGCAGUUGUCACGGUUGUUGGUCUUACAUGCAAGUUUAGUGGCAAAAGAUACGGAAAUAUUUGAGCAACUUUUUGCUCUUCAAGAAGCUGUCUUGGAUCUGAAAGACCAAGUGGACUAUUCAAGUUCAAGUGAAUCAGCAUCACCAUACCAGUCACCUUCCUCAACUCGAUCAAAUUCUAGCAGUGAAGCUGACCGAAAUGUUAGAACUAAGAGAUCAGCUAGCUUCGUACGACAGCAUGUGUCCUACCCACCUAUAAAACGCAACCGAUCUAAUCGCAUGAAAGCCACAACACCCCAACAUGGCUGCCAAGAUUCUUAUGACUCUGGGAUUCACACUUCAGAUCAUGAAAUAUUUGUGUGAUUGCUCUCAUGUACUGUGUAUUAUCAAUGUGUACAGAUCUUGUUAUCUGUAAACUGUUUUGGAUUGAAGAGAGGAAAGAACUACAGUAAAUAUUCAUUGUAUAAAUGAGUCAGUUCAGCAGCAACACAAUAACAAAAUGUUACAUAUUUUCACAUUAUGAUGUGAGCUAAUUAUAAGUACAAGUUCUGAGAAGGACUAAUGUUUCAUUAUUACUGUGUUUAUAUUAUGUUGGAAAUAAAAAUAUUUAUUUGAGAAUGUCAUCAUUUAAAUGUUUUAAGUUUUGAUAAGCAGAAAAGUACAUUGAAAGGGCAUUUCUUUAUGAUGAGUAGUAGAUAUUAAGUUAUGGUACUAGUAGUACUAGUAGUUACAUUCAUCCAUGGAUCACAUUUACAAAGAUGCUGAGAUUGUCAUGACACUGCAGUUAAAAAACAUAAAUAUUAGUCUUAUGUGCAGAGAUUCACAUACUUACUGGCCUACUUUGACAAGUGUGGGACAUAUGGUCAGCCAUGGCAUCAUAGUAAGAACUGUCACAUCAUUUGUCUGAAGUUAUUUAAGGAGGCAACAGAAAACAUAAAUCAGGAUGGUCAGAUGAAGAUUAAAGACAGACUCCAACCUCAUGAAUGUACGGCCAACCUGUUAAAAACUGUGCAGCUUGAUUCAUUUUAUCCAAAGUGUUCAGUUAUGUAUUGUUUAUAAUUCUUCCAAAUGAGUUAUUUAAUAACAUAUGAUGUCUCAGGAGAAAUGGUCUGUAUUCAUAGACAUUACAGAAAUGAUCAUUCAAAGUAAAAAGUCUAGUAAACAUGAGCUCUAAUAUGCAUACCUUAAGAACUUUGAGCACUUCUUCAUCUUUGAUACUGUGAAACAAAUCUCUUCUAUUGCUUUACAGAUUUUGAGAGGUAUUAGUAUAGACAAAAUCAAGAAAAACAUGUUCAGUAAACAUGGGCUCUAAAACACAUACCUUAAGAGCUAUGAGCACUUGUUCAUCUUCACUAUUGUGAAACACAACUCUUCUACCAACAUGUGCUUAUAGCUCUUAAGGUAUACAUUUUAAAGCCCAUAUUUACUAGAGAUUAUUUUCUUUUUUUGGUCUGUUAUGCCUCCUCCACAAAUAUGGAAAGCAAAGAUCUUGCAGUAGAAGAGGUUUGUUUCACAGUAUUGAAGAUGAAGAAAUGCUCAUAUCUCUUAAGGUAUGUACUUUAUGGCUGAUGUUCACUACAAUUUUUUUUCCCGAAUAAUCAUUCUUGUCCUAUCCCUAAAUAUUGACUUUCCUACAUUCUACAUCAAUUAUUCAUUUCUCAAAAUCAGUCACUGCAUCCACUACACAAAUAAUUUCACAAUGCAAAAAGCUACUGUUACACUCUUCAUUCAUUUCUCAACAUUAAUCACUGCUCAUUUUGCACACAUGCACUACACAUCCAAAUAAUAACCUGACAUCAGGACCAUUACAAUGAUAUUUGGUUCCUACUUUGUGUACUAUAACAUCCCAUUUGCUUGUCUAAAAAACUGAAUCUGCAUCUCUCCAUAAUAAGUGAGAUGUUGAGUCAGAAAGAGGAUGAGAUGUUCAUAUUAUCCAUUGCAGAGGUAUGGUAUAAGGUUUACCAGGAUAACAAAAACAUUCUAGUACAAAAAUUCCAUUUUUAAACAAUUUUGUUUUAUAAUCUUCUUAGGCAUUUGAUAGUACAAUUUUAUUCAUUGAUAGGCAAUACUCUUUAGAGUUUUAUGUCUAUUUUUUCUUAGCAAAUGUGAUUUUAGUCUAGAUCUUAUUCCAGAUUGACGUACAGAAGUAUUCCUGCAGUAAUUAAGAGGGCUUUGUUAUGUGUAAAAUUGACUGGUAAAUGUACUCACAUGGACAUGAUGUACUUAAAAUCCCCAAUAUUUUGAACAGAUUGUUACAGUAAGCCUGAUUAUUAGUUCUGGUUAAUAUUGUUAUGGCCCUUUCCUGUAGUUGAACACUGCAAUCCUACUUUGUGUAUUUGUAACAAAGAAACAACUUCCACAGCUAAGAUUGUGCAUACAAAUAGUAAAAGUCACAGACUGUUACACUACGUGAAAGGGCUCUAAGGGCAUAAUGUACUCAUGGCACUCAGUUUAUAAGUAUAUUUGUAUGUUCACAGCACUAAACCAGACAACUAGUAUUCACUUUUAGAAAUAUUGUUUAUUUUAUAAUCUAUAAGGGUAUCAUCUAUAUUUAAUUUGACAGUAUCAUUUUCCCUCUUCACAUUGAAAAUCACGGAAUUUAUUUUCUUUAUGUUCAGUGUAACUUUACCGCAUAUUGAUGAAGUGUAACCUUCCUUGCUCUGCAAGGAGUCUCUUUUUUUUCUCAGUGACUAUAAUGUUGUUGUCAGCAGCAAUGAUAAUUUUUUCCCUUGCUUAAUAUUAUUGGGAAAGUCGUUGAUGUAGGUCACAAAUAGUAUUGGCACAAAUACGAUACAUGUAUUAAUGUAUUUUGAUUCUGAUAAGUGAUUUACUAAGAGUUUAGCAUUAUUUGAUGUUUGUGUUACCUCCACUCUUUGUACCCUAUUUGCUAGAUAAAAACAGAAUAAGUCAUUA